Vanrija pseudolonga is the source of this 1212-nucleotide messenger RNA. RefSeq lists its product as uncharacterized. The coding region runs from base 1 to 1212 and encodes 403 amino acids. The record is from RefSeq and is a predicted model, not a curated record. Lineage: Eukaryota; Fungi; Basidiomycota; Tremellomycetes; Trichosporonales; Trichosporonaceae. The transcript has a single exon.
AUGACGACCACUUCAACGACGAUAACGACGGCACCACCGCCAGCGACGAUCUCCGUCGCCGCCGCCGCGGGGGCCCAGCUGGCCCCUCCCCCCUCCCCCGCCACCCUCGACAUCGCAUCGUACCCGCACCUGCUCGACGCGAUAAUCCAGUGCUCGCCGCGCUCGUCGCUGCUCACCCUCCGGCUCACAUGCCACACGGUCCGCUCGCUCGUCGACAUGCACCUGGGCGCGCACGUGCAGAUCCGCGACGCGGAAGACGUCGGCACGCACACGUACGUCGCCGACCUGGUGCGCUCGCCCGGCGGGCGGAUGCCGGCCCUCCGCCCGCGCGACAGCUACGGCUGGCUGCGGCCCGACUUUGGCCUCAGCCCCGACCUGCGGCGCCACCGCGCCCGCUGCCUGGCGCUCCUGGGCCGCGCGCGCACCCUCGACAUCGAGCACGUCAAGGGAGGCAUGAGCCACCUCUUCCGUGUCCAGCUCGCGUCGGCCUUCUCGGGCCUCGAGUGCGUGCGCUACACGCCCAACUCUUGGGGUCGGUACGACGACGGGUGCGACUCGGCGACGCGGUUGUCGGCCCGCACGGCCGUGCUGUUCACCAACCCGUUUGCGCGCGACCGGGGGCUGCAUGAGAGCUGUCUGCCCGUGCCGCCGUCGGCGGACGGGCUGCUCGUCACACCAGUGCUGCCGCUCGGCGUUCGCAAGCUUGUGGUGCAUGUGCUGCACCACACCGACCAGCUCUCCCUCGGUGUCGCGACGCUGCGGCCUAGCCUCGACAGCGUGGACGACCUCGUGCUCGUGUUCAACGAGUCCACGGCCGAGUCGCCAGCAUGCACCGCCAAGAUCGCAGAUCUGGCCCAGCGCAAGGGCGCGGUCCGGCGCGAGCUUCUGGCUGGCAUGCUCGAGAGCGCGCUGGAAAGCCACACUCGCGUCACGCUGGUCAACUUCGAUUCGACGCCGCGCGUGUGGCUCGGCGCCGGUGACGACGGCGACAUGGCGGCGGGCCUCGUCGCUGCUGUCGAGGAGGCGCUCGAGGCACGCUUCAACGCCGGCGGCAUGAUGGAUCGGUACGAAGCGCGCGCUGCUGCCGUUGAGCACGCGCACCGGAUGGAGUUUAUCAGUGGGCCAGAUUACGCCGCGACGCUGGGCGCCCGGCAGCGGGACCAGGAGGGCUGGCUCGAGACGGCGACGGAGCGGCGUUUUCUCUUGGCAUAG